AUGCCGAUUGCUCUCUCGCCACCAACCCGGCCACAGAACGGCCUCACUAAAUUCACCAACUGCCGUCUUUUGAGAGGCGACAAGCUGGUUGAUGAGGAUCUUUGGGUCAGCUCUGUCUCGGGAAAGGUUAUUCACAGCCAAGCAUCUUUCUACGAUGAGCUGGUGCUACCCGACAAGACAAUCAACCUGGGUGGUCGCAUUGUUGCGCCAGGCAUGAUUGAGUGCCAGCUCAACGGUGCCUUUGGCUUCAACUUUUCCACCUUGCUGGAUGACAUGAGCCAGUAUGGCAAAAAGGUCAAAGAAGUCAACCGCUUGCUGGUACAGACGGGUGUGACGUCGUACCUCCCCACAAUCACGAGUCAGCGCCCGGAGCUUUACCAAAAGGCAUUACCGCAUCUGGGGCCGUCAGGACGCAACCGCGUGGCUGAGGACGGAGCUGAAUCGCUGGGUGCGCACUGCGAGGGCCCCUUUCUCAGCCCCUCCAAGAAUGGCGUCCACAAUGUAGACGUGAUGAGGGAGGCGCACACCUUUGCCGACCUGGAAGAAUGCUACGGGGCGGAGAACCUCAACGCCAGCGGUGAGGACGGUGUGAUACCUGUCAAAAUGGUCACGGCCGCACCUGAGAGAGGCCAGAUGAUGAGCCUCAUCCCCGAGCUCAGGUCAAAGGGCAUCAUCUACUCCAUCGGCCAUUCAGAAGCUACCUAUGAGGACGCCUCGGCCGCUGUGGGCAAGGGCGCUACCAUGAUCACACACCUGUUCAAUGCCAUGCGGCCACUUCACCACCGCAACCCUGGAAUCUUUGGUGUGUUGGGCAUUGCCGAGAGCCAGGAGAGGCCCUUUUUUGGCAUCAUCUCGGACGGCAUCCACCUGCACCCGACCACAAUCAAAAUCGCUUUCAAUGCCCAUCCCGAUGGCUUCAUUCUGGUCACAGAUGCAAUGCAUCUCGUUGGCCUGCCUGACGGGGCGUAUCCGUGGACCAACGGCGAGAAAAUGUGCAACAUCGUAAAGAAGGGAUCCACGCUGAUGCUAGAGAACUCUGACACCAUCGCAGGAAGCUCCAUCACUCUGAUUGAAUGUGUGAAUAACUUCCUGCGCUGGACCGGCUCGAGUAUCCCGUUGGCUCUGAAGGCGGUGACCUCGACGCCAGCGGCCAUGCUGGGGCUCGAGGGCGUCAAGGGGUCUCUUGAGCCUGGUGCCGACGCAGAUCUUGUCAUAUUCUCCGAAGAGAGUGUUGAUGGCUCCAGCCAGCUCGCAGUCGACGAAGUGUGGAAGUUUGGGACCCGCAUCAUGACAUGA
This is a messenger RNA of Emericellopsis atlantica, 1296 nucleotides long. Its product is annotated as N-acetylglucosamine-6-phosphate deacetylase. Lineage: Eukaryota; Fungi; Ascomycota; Sordariomycetes; Hypocreales; Bionectriaceae. Gene Ontology annotation, molecular function: N-acetylglucosamine-6-phosphate deacetylase activity. The transcript is spliced from 3 exons. The record is from RefSeq and is a predicted model, not a curated record. Bases 1 to 1296 code for a protein of 431 amino acids. Gene Ontology annotation, biological process: N-acetylglucosamine catabolic process.